Messenger RNA from Suillus bovinus, 1885 nucleotides. RefSeq lists its product as uncharacterized. Bases 281 to 1603 code for a protein of 440 amino acids. The transcript is spliced from 8 exons. Lineage: Eukaryota; Fungi; Basidiomycota; Agaricomycetes; Boletales; Suillaceae. The record is from RefSeq and is a predicted model, not a curated record.
CUUCUUGUCCACAUCCCCAGCGUAGCAUACUGAUCACAAUACCGAGGCUAACUGUGUCUGGGCCAAGAUUUGAAACAUAGUUUCGAAGUCGAGGAAGCGCCCUACUCGGAACUUUAGUUUACCUUGGGCCGAAACUAAUACUCAUUUAGUGUGGACGCCGAAGGGAGUGGGAAGCUGGAGUUUAAGUAUAGCUGGGGACCCGCAUGGUGCUCGACAUUCCACAUAACACUGGAUCAUUGAGAAGGAAAUGGACCCUUCUGAACUUUGCUAGUUCACUACCAUGUCCACUGCAACCAAUGUGACUCUCCCCGGGUACCAUUCACCAACGUAUACCGCUACUCCUCAGGCUCACGAAUACCGUUUAGCUUACAAUGCGCGUCUAAACCCGAACCGGUCGCCGCGUGAAUUUGUAAAGCAAUCUAGAAAUGGUGGCGUGAGUCUUCGUCUUGUCGGCCAAGAUGACCAAGUCACGCUUCCUGUCUAUGGUUAUGGCGCCAGCGUGGAGGGUACCCUCGACAUUCACAAACGAGAUGGUAUCACCAGCGUUGAAGUUCAAAUUGAAGGUACCCUCAUGAUGGAGGAAUUGGCUGAAAGCGGGACGACAAACUGCAAAUUGUUUUUCAACAAGACAAUUCUGUGGGUCAAGGACAGAAUUUACGAAGCGCCAUGCCCGCGUUCACUCCCAUUCAGUUUCCUUCUUCCAACCACCUUUUCGGACGGCGGAAAAACUUAUCCCCUCCCACCAAGCCACGAGGCCCACCUAUCUGGCCUCCCUGGAUUUCGGGCGAGGAUUAAUUAUAGCAUUAGCGCUAUUGCCGUGAAACCAAACAUCAUACCGCAUGCAGUUAAGUCGACCUUAUUGGGGGGUGGAGAUUGGUCAGUCUCCACUCCGUUUGAGUACCUUCCUCGCACUCGUCCAUCUUCCCCAUUACCGCCACCUCUAGUACCUGGUCAAUGGGGAAUAGUCGAGAACUCGCAAUGGAAGGUCUUUCCGACACUGAUUCACGCGAAUCAGGGAGCACACGACAUUAUGGUAAAGUUAUAUCUCCCAGCUAGUCGAACAUUCUGCACACAAGAGUCCAUUCCUUUCCACAUCAUGUUUUCAUCUUCGGCAACGUCUCUUGCUGCGUUUAUGCCUUUUGGACCGGUGGUAAUCGCGUCUCUGAAAACGCAGCACACAAAAAUACAGUUGUUGAGGCAGACGACUGUUGACGUUCGUAAUGCUUUGAUACUUGGUACUCGCACCGACAUUUGGAGAGUUGAUUGUAUCGGCGAAGGUGCCUUCAGACACGCAGGUGACGGUGGUGCUCACUGGACUGCAUUCUCAGGAGAUAUUUAUAUCAGUCCUGACAUCAAGGUCGGAGGCUUCAGGGCGGGUGGUUUUUCCAUCAAGGAUUGUAUAGUCCUGACCAUGACCCCGCCUGAUCUCUCCAAAUCGCCUUUCAAGGAACUGCGACUCACAGUUCCUGUCCAACUUGCAACGGAUCCCUACCCAAGAGAUGGAUCUGGUAUCGGAUUCAGCGAACAACUUGAGGCUGGUCCUCCAUCGAUACCUUCCUCAGAUGAAUUUGGGGCUCCUUCAGAAUCCAGUUACGGCUCAUGAUAUCAUGAAUGACUAUGAUUUGUCGUUUACAUAUAGACUAUCGACGCUAUCGCAAGCCAAGUGUCUUGUCAUUCUUGCGUCAUACACUCUGUACACACGUACGUACGCGUUCUUGAUGAUCCACAUGUACGUCGUGACCCGGUGUUGGUUUCCUCACAUUUGCACAAUUGAGUUCACUUGCAAGUGUGGCAUAGGUCGAAACCUUGAGUGGCAUGCCGCAUCAAGAGGACCGAAAGCUGUGAUCGUGAGCGAGCUGGCCUGGACUUUCACUGGAACCUGUCA